Molecule: messenger RNA, 1581 nt
Organism: Cucurbita moschata (crookneck pumpkin)
Lineage: Eukaryota; Viridiplantae; Streptophyta; Magnoliopsida; Cucurbitales; Cucurbitaceae
Product: protein ABHD17B-like
Exons: 5
Coding region: 266-1381 (371 amino acids)
Source: RefSeq, a predicted model, not a curated record
UGACAUUGGCGGUGACAGAAUCGGUUCCUCUUGAAUAAACAAGUGAAGAAGAAGAAUAGAGCUCUCACUUUCUCGCGCCCCGAAGGCUUCCCCCCACACCCCCACCUGCUUCUCUCUGCUCCCAUUCUAACACGUACUUUGCGGAGAAGGAAGCUGAACAAAAGCGAAGGAACUUCAACGCCCAAGGGGAAUGUGUAAAUUUCCGCUCUCUGUCUUCUAAAUUCCUUCUCUGAAUCCCAAUCUUACUGACAGAAUUCACAGGCUCAUGGGUGGGGUUACUUCGUCCAUGGCUGCUAAACUCGCCUUCUUCCCUCCUAAUCCGCCCUCUUACAAGCUCCUCAAAGACCAACCCACUGGCCUUCUUCUCUUGGACCCUUUUCCCCACCGCGAAAAUGUCGAUGUCUGGAAGCUCCCCACCCGCAAAGGCAACGAGAUCGUCGCGGUUUACAUCCGAUACCCUAUGGCUACUUCUACGCUUCUUUAUUCCCAUGGUAAUGCUGCUGAUGUUGGUCAGAUGUACGAGCUCUUCGUUGAGCUUAGUAUCCAUUUGCGCGUUAAUCUUCUUGGAUACGAUUAUUCUGGAUACGGGCAAUCCACGGGGAAGCCAAGUGAGCACAAUACUUAUGCAGAUAUUGAGUCUGCGUACAAGUGUCUUGAGGAGAAGUAUGGUGCUAAGCAAGAGGACAUAAUCCUUUAUGGUCAAUCUGUUGGAAGUGGCCCAACUUUGGACCUUGCUGCACGUUUGCCUCGACUGCGAGCGGUUGUCCUGCAUAGUCCUAUAUUGUCAGGAUUGAGAGUCAUGUAUCCAGUGAAGCGCACGUAUUGGUUCGACAUCUAUAAGAACAUUGAUAAAAUACCUUAUGUAAAGUGCCCUGUGCUGGUAAUUCAUGGAACUUCCGACGAUGUCGUUGAUUUCUCUCACGGAAAACAGCUCUGGGAGCUGUGUCAAGAGAAAUAUGAACCCUUGUGGCUCAAAGGGGGAAACCACUGUGAUCUUGAACUCUUCCCUGAAUACAUUAGGCAUCUCAAGAAAUUUGUAUCCACAGUUGAGAGAUCACCUUCACAAAGGAAAAGUUCAAGGAAAAGCACAGACCGAAUGGAGGCCCCAAGACGGAGCACGGAUUGUUUCGAGGUCUCGAGAAGGAGCACAGACAGGCGAGAGAAGCCGAGGAAAAGCGUGGAGAGACUAGAUAAAUCAAGACCUCAAGGAUUCAAGUUUGCCAACAUUGAGAAGCUAGAGAAACUAAGAAUCUCACUUGACCAAGUAGAGAGAUCAAGGAGAAGUGUGGAAUACUAUGAGAAACCGAGGAGAAGCAUCGACCAACAGUUUGAAAAAGCUCGAAAGAGUGUCGAUUGGUUGGAUAGAAUCCGUGCUGGGUAGAGCUACAGGUUGCAUUGGUGAAGGGGAAGGGUGAUUCCGUGAUAAAAAGAAAGGGGUGGUGGUAUACAGAGAAGAAAGUGCAGGAAACAUUGGAAACAAGUGCUGGGGAUUCUACUAAUUCUUGAUUUCUGAAAAAUGGGUGUUUGUUCUCACAUGUUCAUAGUUUUUUUACCUUCUACCUUGCUUGUUAAUAGAACCAA